AUGCUGGACGCUUUUGAAAUCAUCACCACUUCUGGCGUGGUUCUGUGGUCCCGGUCGUACGCCCCGGUGGCCUCGCAUAUUGUCAACAGUCUUAUCAGCGAAGUUUUCAUAGAGGAAAAGGUCGCUCCCACAGAUGGCGCCUCGACAGCUUUCAGGAAGGAGACCUACACAUUGAAAUGGAGAAGAGCAAAGGAUUUAGGCUUGAUCUUUGUGGCUGUAUACCAGUCGCUCCUUCACCUCAGCUGGGUGGACAAACUGUUGGACAAUAUUGCUAUAAUAUUCGUGGAUCUCUACAAGGACCAACUCAAAAGCACAAGAGCGAGGAUAUAUGAGUAUCCAUUCGAUAAAUAUUUCGAUCAACAAAUUCGCGAAUUGGAGGAUACUACUGGCCCUUCUAUUGACGAGUAUACCGGCUCAUACGGUGACAUAAAGAAGAAUCCGCUGGUUGCAUCCGAUAACGGCGGUCCUCCUCCACCAUCAGACGCUUCGCUUCUCAUAGCGCAGCAACAGGCUGCGCACCCCGCGGCGGCGACUUCCAACGAAAGCUCGCCAGUCGCUACACCGCAAUCCUCCAGGCCCGGGACCCCCUCCACGAACCACCUCUUGACCGCGAAAUCCGGCCCAGCUGGUCGAGUAUCGCGACGCGCGCGCAAAGCAGCAAAUGCCAGUGCAAACGUUUCUUCGGGAGAUGAAAGUGUGCGAAAGGGAAAGACUGGGAAAGAAAAGAAGGCGCGAGUCUGGACCGCUGAAGGCCUCGCGGAUGAGGAUGAUGGUGUCAACCUGGACUACUCGGUUGCUGCUGCGGAUGAAGCAACCCCAGCGCCUGUAGUGGAAGCGGUAGCCCAGGAUACAUGGGGUCGAAAGACUGCCAAGGGACAAUUUGUGUUGAAGGAUCUCGGUGACGAGGUACACUCGAUUUUAGAAAAGGCAGAUUCUGAGAAAGCCAAAUCCGGUGGCAGUAGUGGUAUUGUCGGAUCCAGCUUCGGUGCCAUUGGAGGACUUUUCCGUAAUAUUGUGGGUGGAAAGACUUUAACAGAAGAGGAUCUCGAGAAACCAUUGAAAGCUAUGGAAGAUCAUCUUAUGAAGAAAAACGUCGCCCGUGAAGCCGCCCUACGAUUGUGCGAAGGUGUGAAACAAGAACUUGUUGGAAAGAAGACAGCAAAUUUCCAGAGCGUUGAUGCCGCUCUACGAACUGCAACGGAAGCUUCUCUACGGAAGAUCCUCACUCCUACAUCAUCUUUGGAUCUGCUGCAUGAGAUCCAAGCCGUCACAGCACCCACCGCGAAGGGGCAAACCCCGCGCCCAUAUGUCAUUUCUAUUGUCGGCGUGAACGGAGUUGGCAAGUCUACAAAUUUGAGCAAGAUUUGCUUUUUUCUGUUGCAGAACAACUAUCGCGUACUAGUAGCCGCAUGUGAUACCUUCCGAUCUGGUGCUGUUGAACAGUUGCGCGUACACGUGAGAAACUUGACCGAACUCAGCUCUCGAGAGAAUAUAGGCGAGGUUGAGCUUUACGAAAAGGGAUAUGGCAAAGAUGCUGCUAAUGUUGCCAAAGAUGCUGUUGCUUAUGGGGCUGCAAAUAAAUUCGACGUUGUAUUGAUCGAUACUGCCGGUCGUCGUCACAAUGACCAACGUCUCAUGUCCUCAUUGGAAAAAUUCGCGAAAUUUGCCAACCCGGACAAGAUCUUCAUGGUUGGCGAAGCUCUCGUUGGCACAGAUAGUGUUAUGCAGGCGCGCAAUUUCAACCAAGCGUUCGGGGCAGGACGUAAUCUCGAUGGGUUUAUCAUCAGUAAAUGUGAUACCGUGGGCGACAUGGUAGGAACGCUUGUGAGUAUGGUGCAUGCCACAGGAAUUCCAAUUGUGUUUUUGGGUGUUGGUCAACAUUAUGGUGAUUUGCGUGGUUUGAGUGUUCCCUGGGCCGUUGGACUUUUGAUGAAGUGA
Messenger RNA from Talaromyces amestolkiae, 1938 nucleotides. RefSeq lists its product as uncharacterized. Gene Ontology annotation, cellular component: signal recognition particle receptor complex; endoplasmic reticulum membrane. Gene Ontology annotation, biological process: SRP-dependent cotranslational protein targeting to membrane. NCBI's taxonomy places the organism in Eukaryota, Fungi, Ascomycota, Eurotiomycetes, Eurotiales, Trichocomaceae. The coding region runs from base 1 to 1938 and encodes 645 amino acids. The record is from RefSeq and is a predicted model, not a curated record. Gene Ontology annotation, molecular function: signal recognition particle binding; GTP binding; ATP hydrolysis activity. The transcript has 3 exons.